Beauveria bassiana ARSEF 2860 is the source of this 990-nucleotide messenger RNA. RefSeq lists its product as uncharacterized. The record is from RefSeq and is a predicted model, not a curated record. Lineage: Eukaryota; Fungi; Ascomycota; Sordariomycetes; Hypocreales; Cordycipitaceae. The coding region runs from base 1 to 990 and encodes 329 amino acids. The transcript has a single exon.
AUGCCUUCCUCGAAUUCCUCCCCUUUCAGCAGCUUUUGGCCUCGGGACUCCAGCCCGCGCCAGAGCCCCGGAGCUUACAACCGGCCUUACCCUGAGCCACCGGGCGGCGUUAUUACUUCGCCAAGCUUCUUGCCCGAAGUACCGCGGCCUGUCGCGGCCCCCAGCCCCGGAAUACGUGACCCUCUCGUCUUCAACAACUGCAACAAGUGUGCUGAUGAGCACAAGAAGCUUGAAGACGAGCGCAAGAAGGUCAGAGAUCUUCAGUGUCGCAACGUGCGCCUCUUUUGGGAGAGACAAAUUCUGAAAGGCCAGUGUUCCAAGCAAGAGCAGGAGCUCGAGGAAUUAAAUGGCUACUUCAUCGCACUCUCCGAGGGAGAACGCGAAUUUAUGCAGCACGCACGGUCUGUCACUGAGCAGGCCUGCCGGCGGGCCAACAUUGACCGCAAGAAAGUUGUCAGAUUUCGCGAGUAUGUCGACAACCAGAUUGGUUACUACAGCAAGGCUUUCACGGUUAUUUCCAUGCAGCAGGAACAGCUGAAAGCCUGGAGUGCAGCAAAAAGUGAGGAGCAGCGCGAAGUGAACUGGGCUGACGCCCUCCGCUUCCGUGCUGUGGAGGCGAGCAAGAACGAACAGAUCUGUUCUCUUGAAGCCGAGCUCGCAAAGGCCAAGCAGGACUGCGCCUUUGUGACGGCGCGACAUAAUUACCACCACCAGUGCGUCAUGACGCUGAUGGUCCGCCUGCGCGAGCUUCAGCCUCUCACUACCAAUGGGCCUGCCCAUACCACAAACAGCAGCAAGCACGACGACGUCGCCGAGGCCGAGGCCAAGGUCCGGCACCUCGUCGGCGAACACGACGGCGAUGCACAGCAACGUGCCGCCGCCGUCACCACUCUUAAACACCGCAUCACCGGCCUGGACGCAGAACUCCAGGCCGCCUUUGCCAAACUUGACGAGCUAAACAAGUUCGAAUUGGGCCCUUCAUCGGCCUGA